AUGACCCGAUUGCGGUCUUGGUACGUGAUGGCGGUAUCGAGCCUUCAGUCAGUCGACUGCGUAAAAUCGGCCGAGGCUCGUCCUGUGGGAAGUCCACAACUCCCACGUGCAGCCAUCAACGAAAUCCACUCCUCCGAACAGUCGGGGGUCCCACUGAACACCUCAUGGACGUUCUGGCUUGAUAAGUCUAUCCCAGGCUCCUCAGCUGCUCAGUAUGAAGCUAGUAUACGCAAACUUUACACAGUCAGUACCGUGCAGGGUUUCUGGAGUGUUUAUAACAAUAUCCCAGAAGUCAGCAACUUGAAUGUUCGAUACACGUACCACUUAAUGAGGAACGAACGCAGACCAGUCUGGGAAGACAAAGCAAAUUGCAAGGGAGGGUGCUGGAGACUGAAAUGUUCCAAACUUGACUCUCCUGCGGUAUGGAAAGAACUAUUAUUGGCUGCCAUUGGUGAACAACUGACUGACUGCAUGGCAGAAGGAGAUGAGGUUGGAGGAAUCAGUAUUAGUAUACGAGAGCGAGAUGACCUCAUAGAAAUCUGGAACUCAAGGUCAGACCUUCAUGAACAAUCGACUGUGAUAGACAAAGUCAAAGACCUUCUCCAAGAAGUCAACUUCUCCGCCAUAUUUUACAAAGCUUUCUACACUCACCAGGCUUUUGAGUCUGAGAAACUCCCCAAGUCCUACAAGCGUUGAUAUUCCAGGACAAUAGAUGAACAAAACUGUGAUUGUGGAUUUUUUGUGUCCAGAAAAUAGGUCACAUUGUGGAAAAGUCCCAAGUAGAAAUCCUUAAAACAGCAUAAAUGGCAAAAAUAUGGAGGAGAGAAUUUUACAAUGAAACCUGUCUAAGUCAAAAAGAAGUUUAAAGACUGAGAAUUGUUUGAAGUUUGAUAAUUGCAGGGUAAAGUGUAUAUUGGAAUAGUAAGGUGUUAUCAAGGGUUAUGAAGGGCAGGUUUUACUGUAUAAGCCACUUUAUAUAAAGUGUUUUUAUUUGUAAACACUAAAAGCUUUAUUUUGGUUUUUGUUUGGUUUUAAAAUGCUUUUAAUUGCCCCUGCUUUAUCUGUCAUGUGAUAUUUAUGAGGCAAAAAAAAAAAAUCAAAAGUUUGGAUACAGAAAGAUAUUCAUAGCCUUGAAUUAAGAUUUUCUUGGUUUAUAUUUUAAAGACAAGAACUAUAUUGUUACAAUUGUGUAUAAGAUAAAGAAUUGAGGUACAAUGAAUUCCAUGUGUAUUUGACAGUGUAUAUUCAUGUUUGUAGUGAUAUGUAUUUUUUCUUUAAUUUGGGAUAGGUUAAACAUUAUAGCAUUUAGUAUAUGUUGUAAACUUAUCUCUUGCCAAACCUCAGAAAAUCCAUGUUUUACUCUGGCAACAAAGUUGCAAGGAUCCAAAUGUAUACCUUUUCAUUUUAUAUAGAGAACGGGCAGAUCUUUAGCUUUUUUGAAAUGGUCAAAUGAGUCAGCUAGAACUUUGCAAGAUCCAAAUAUUGAGAACAGUUUUAUUGAAUAUUGAGGUAAAUAAAAAUGUAUUUGCAUUCAUAUAUUGGAAUACUUUAGAUGUAAAAUUUUGAAGUAUGCAUCAAAUUAACUGAUAUGCAUAUAUUGUAGAUAUGUAUUAUCCUAUGUACCAGACACAAAUAUAGGGUACUUAAAAAUGUAACUCAGAUUGCCAAGCCCUAGAGUACCCAUUAGUUAUCAAAGAUUUUAACACAGAAGCAGAGGUUUUUGAUUUUAUUUUUGACGAGAGUAAUACUGGAUUUGCCACAGUAGAUAGAAUUAGAGAUAGCAUAUGUUGUUUUAAAUUGUUGUUUUAUUAUGAGUCAUGCCCUGCAUACACUAAUUUAACAAAUUCUGAUCAAAAGUAUAUGUACUUUGGUGGCUGCAAAGCAUUUGUUAUUGUAUUUACAAAACAUCAUCUGGUGUAUUGUCCUAUUGAGAUGGUGUAAUGAUAUUUUGGUUUAUUUAUCUAUAUAUCCAAGUAUAUAUACAAUGUACCACAUUUUGUUGAAAGUGUGAAAAAAUGCAUUUUUUAAUGUUUCAAUAAAGAAACAGUUUUUUCUGUUGUGUGUAAAAAAAAGAUGGAACUAAAGAAUCAAACUUUUUACUUAAAUUGUGAACAAGGCAUCAACAUUUAAAAAAUGUUUCCCAAACUUUGAAUAAAUAGCAUACAGGAAUUGAAAUCAUACCCUUUAUUUGACAAAACCUUUAUCAUUUUAUCUACAUAUUAUGGUAAAAGUGUAAUACAAAUGCAUAGGAACAGGCUUAUUUUAUUUUAUUUUUUCAAUUUCUUGUAUAUAUGAUCAAAGGUAUUUUUCAGCAAAUAUUGAAUGUUAUGGUUUUAUUUGUACUGUGCACAUGUUUUUAAAUGUUAAAGGGGCAUAGUCACGAUUUUGGUCAAAUUCUGUUUUUCUGUUUUUAUUAUUUACAAUGCUUUUGGAAUGCAUUUCUAAUGAUCAAAUUAGAUUUGAGAGUCAUUUGUAGAGUUAUUAGCAAGAUACAGGACUCACAAUUUGUUGUCAGGUAAACAAGGCUCGUGCCCUGUUUUUGUUUACAUAUGUUCAAUAUAGCAGUAAAAAUCUUUUUCAAGCUGAUUUGUCUAUAUUUUCUUAUUCAUUUUAAGCAUAAAUAAACAGUUUCUAAUCUUUAACACAUUCAUUUUAGGUCUAAAACUGGAAUUCUCACUUCACCAUUCAAAAUAUAAACAAACGCUGUGUUUACAUAGCAAAGAAUUUCAAGCUCUGUAACUCGCUUAUAUCUCUACGAAUGGCACUUAAACUUUUGGUUGAGAAUUAAAAAUGCCUCAAUGAAGCACUGUAAACAUUAAAAUCAGAAAAAUAAUUUUUGACCCAAAUCGUGACCAUGCCCCUUUUAACAGACCACAUUGUAACUAGGUACCUUACGAUUUGUUCUUGGUUGAUCCUAGCUUUUCCUAUACAUGAAUGAUUUCAAGGUUACCUAAGUAUUAUCCCCAAUGCAGUGUAAGUUAAGUUUAGAGGAAAUAUUUGAAUCAAACUUAAAUAUAUCCUUAUUUCUUCCAAAGAUGUUUAUACCAAUUAAUGUGAGUUACUUUGCUAGAUUUAAUCUUCCUAGAAAUUGAGUGAAACAUCUUGAUGUGAUGUCAAACAUCAAUCAUUGGUUACUUGAUAUGAUCAGAUUUAUCGUUGCUUUUAGCCUUUAUAUGAAGCCAUAUCAUGGCACAUAAAAAUUGACUGCAUUGAAGAUACUCUAUAUAUCUCAUAUAUAAUCUCAUUCCUUAAAAAAGCAAAUGACUGUACAUUGUUCAAAUUUUUAUUAAGUAAAAUAAGCAAUGUUUCAACAUAUUUUGUUGUUUUGAGAUACAUAUGGAUAACUGCAGUCAUAUUUGAAUUGCAAAAUUGAAUAUUUAUAACAAAAAGUACAUAUUAAUCUUUCUGAAUUAUUAUUAUAUGCAUUUAAUUUGUAACAGCUAGAGUUGUUCUAACAUUUGAACCCUUUAAAUGGCAUUUUUUAAAAGAAUAUUUUUAAUAUUUUGUUUUUACCUGACUUCUUAUAUAAGUUUUUCAGUUGGUAAACUUGAUGUGUUUUUGAAGAUGUUAAAUUGAUCCUACUCUUAAUGUAGGUGUAUAUGUAGCAAUAUGUUUAUUGAUGACAUGAGCUCAGAUCGCUAGGGAUUUGUGAGCUGUCUUAAUAGAUCUCAAAUUGGAAUUGUAGAUAGGUCAUAUAAUUUAAUUUUCUGUGGGGCUUGGUUUUACCCUGUUAUAAAAUUAAGUACUUAAUCAAGUUUGACACUGCACUUUUUAUACAAUAUCUCAUCUGUUAAAUUACUGGAAAUGGUGUCGUUUUUGUAAUAAAAAUGAACUUGUGCUUAUACAUGUAUGUAGAAAUUGAUCACUUACUCAAUUCAUGCGUGAUAUUCCUUCACAAUUGAUUUCUUCAUCCUCUAUAGUCUAGAUUACUGUUCUACUACUGGAGAACUCUACUGGCAACUGUUUUCUUUAUAAAUUGUUAAAUUAGAUAGAUUAAUUUUGGAAAUUUUACUUAUGUAAAGUAUGCAAUGCACUUGAUUAAUUAUAAAUAAUUGUUAAUUAAGACAUGUGCCUUUAACAAAUGAAAGAGUUGCCCUGUUUUACUCUGGUCUUCAAUAACUGUCGGAUUCCUGGUUUUAAUAUAGACACAUUUUUCACACAUUUUGUUUUCAUCAGUGGAUAUUUUAAGUGUUAAAAUGUAUACACAAUGAUAAGGGUGAAUAUCUUUUGAUGAAAAGAAGUUGUUUUGUUUUUGUAAAUUAAGUAUGUGAUUUCAGUCAGCAAAGUGAAAAUGUGUAAAAAUGUAAACGUUUGGUGCUUCUCUUGUUAAUUCCUGUAGCGCAGAAUAUUUUGUUUUGUAUUACCUUCUGUAUUUGUUGCAACAAUUUAUAAAAAUAAAAGUUUUAAAGUUUU
Messenger RNA from Magallana angulata, 4413 nucleotides. RefSeq names its product eukaryotic translation initiation factor 4E type 3-like. Gene Ontology annotation, molecular function: RNA 7-methylguanosine cap binding; translation initiation factor activity. Bases 1 to 696 code for a protein of 231 amino acids. The record is from RefSeq and is a predicted model, not a curated record. The transcript has 7 exons. Gene Ontology annotation, biological process: translational initiation. Lineage: Eukaryota; Metazoa; Mollusca; Bivalvia; Ostreida; Ostreidae. Gene Ontology annotation, cellular component: eukaryotic translation initiation factor 4F complex.